AUGUAUAGCAUAUCAGUGUUUAACUGGUACUUGAAAAUUUGCGGGGAGUCGAUGCGUGUACGUGUAGUUUUGACGGAUUUGGCCUCCUGCAUCCUUCAAAAUUGCUCAAAAUCUCCAGGCAACUUUUCUAGGCCGCGUCGACUGACACACACUGCUGUCUUAGCCAACGAUCAACUCCCAUUUCCGCCAGUUUGUGAUGGUUUGGAGAAGUGCGUACUUGGCCAAUGUCCUUAUUCAAUGGAAAGUGGUAAUCCGCAACACCAGAAGGAAAGAAAGGACUGUGACGCGUUCGUCCCGACGACGUGUGCCCUAUAUCCUUGCAAGUCUGCGCAAUCCAUGCCUCCGCCUCCAAGAAGCACAUGCUCGCAGCUGUCAGGUAUGGGGCAGGCGAUUCGGUUCGAUUACUCAUCGUUUUUCGAAGAGCAAUUGGAAAAGAAGCGAGCCACUGCGACGUAUCGUGUGUUUAGACGAAUUCUCCGAGAUGCCAACCACUAUCCCUUUGCGGAGGACUUCUCCACUGGAAGGCGUCAAACUAUCAACGUGUGGUGCUCAAAUGACUAUCUUGGUAUGAGCAGGCAUCCCAUGGUUCUGGAGAGCGCAAGGAACGCUAUAAACCGAUUCGGGAUAGGGUCGGGAGGGACACGCAACAUCUCUGGCAACACUCUGUUACACGAAGCACUGGAGCAUGAGUUGGCCGACCUUCAUGGUAAGGAGGCAGGUCUGGUGUUCACCAGCUGUUUUGUCGCCAACGAGGCUGCCAUCUACACUCUGGGCACGUUGAUCCCCGGCCUCAAGAUCUUCUCUGAUGCCGGCAAUCAUGCCUCCCUUAUCCAUGGCAUACGCACUAGUCGGGCGCCUAAGUACAUCUACCGUGAGAAUGAUGCUGGCCAUCUGGAUGAAUUGAUGCAGCAACAAUCAACUCCGAGGGAGCCCAAGUUGGCGGUUUGUGAGACCGUUCAUUCAAUGAAUGGGAGCAUAGUUCCACUGAGGGAAUUCCUCGACGUCUGCGAGGAUCACAACGCCCUGACUUUCGUGGAUGAGGUGCACGCUGUGGGUCUCUACGGUGAAUAUGGAGGUGGAGUCGCGGAGGAGCUCGGUUGUAUGCAUCGCAUCGACGCCAUCACUGGCACUCUGGGCAAGGCAUUUGGGAGCCUCGGCGGCUACCUGGUAGGAGGCAGGGCGUUGAUUGACAUGGUGCGUAGCUACGCUGGCGGGCUGAUCUUCACCACCUCACUGCCGCCACCGGUAUUGGCGGCAGCGCGGGCCAGCGUGGCCAUCCUCAAGUCGGCGGAAGGGCAGGACUUGCGUGCAGAGCAUCGCCGUCGCGUGGAUUUCGUGCGGCGUCGACUGCAGGAGGCGGGUUUGCCUGUAGCUGACGUGCCCUCACACAUCAUUCCCAUUUCCGUGGGCAAUGCCAAGGUGUGUACCAGCAUCUCAGAGGCAUUGCUAUUCAAUCACCAGAUCUACCUGCAGUCCAUAAACUACCCCACAGUGGCCAAGGGCACUGAACGCCUACGUCUUGCACCAUCCCCCUUCCACACAGACGCAAUGACGGACCACCUAGUGGACUCUCUGGUGAAGGUGUGGCGAUCCCACAACCUCCCUCUCAAGCAUUGA
Echinococcus granulosus is the source of this 1617-nucleotide messenger RNA. Its product is annotated as 5-aminolevulinate synthase, erythroid-specific. Gene Ontology annotation, biological process: heme biosynthetic process. The coding region runs from base 1 to 1617 and encodes 538 amino acids. The record is from RefSeq and is a predicted model, not a curated record. The transcript is spliced from 8 exons. Gene Ontology annotation, molecular function: 5-aminolevulinate synthase activity; pyridoxal phosphate binding. Gene Ontology annotation, cellular component: mitochondrion. NCBI's taxonomy places the organism in Eukaryota, Metazoa, Platyhelminthes, Cestoda, Cyclophyllidea, Taeniidae.